Messenger RNA from Harpegnathos saltator (Jerdon's jumping ant), 639 nucleotides. It is a transcript of the gene RpS13, whose product is annotated as ribosomal protein S13. Lineage: Eukaryota; Metazoa; Arthropoda; Insecta; Hymenoptera; Formicidae. Gene Ontology annotation, cellular component: ribosome; nucleolus; cytosolic small ribosomal subunit. Bases 133 to 588 code for a protein of 151 amino acids. Gene Ontology annotation, biological process: translation. The record is from RefSeq and is a predicted model, not a curated record. The transcript has 3 exons. Gene Ontology annotation, molecular function: small ribosomal subunit rRNA binding; structural constituent of ribosome.
GCAUGCGGAGAAUUUGUUUGCGAUCUUUUUACGCUCAUCUAGCGUCUCUGUCACUACGGCGUUAGUGAUCCUCUUCUUUUUUUUUUUCUCUUUUGUGUGGUUACACGUUGCUAUCGGCGAAAAUUUGUAAAGAUGGGUCGUAUGCAUUCGCAUGGAAAGGGUAUAUCCCAAUCUGCACUUCCAUAUCGACGAAGUGUGCCAACUUGGUUGAAAUUGACACCAGAAGAUUGUAAGGAACUUAUUUAUAAACUUGCGAAAAAAGGACAUACACCAUCCCAAAUUGGUAUCAUUCUUCGUGACUCCCAUGGAGUGGCACAAGUAAGAUUCCGCACAGGGAAUAAAAUCUUACGUAUUGUUAAGAGCAUGGGCUUGGCUCCUGAUUUGCCAGAAGACCUCUACUACUUGAUCAAAAAAGCUGUGGCUGUCCGUAAACAUCUGGAACGGAACCGUAAAGACAAGGACAGCAAAUUUCGAUUAAUUCUUGUAGAAUCAAGAAUCCAUAGGCUAGCCCGAUAUUAUAAGACAAAAGGGUCACUGCCACCAAAUUGGAAAUAUGAGAGCUCAACAGCUAGUGCCCUUGUAGCCUAAGCUGUUUCAUUGUAUCUGUAUAUACUACAAUAAAUUUCCAAAACUAGUUUA